Molecule: messenger RNA, 10171 nt
Organism: Lymnaea stagnalis (great pond snail)
Lineage: Eukaryota; Metazoa; Mollusca; Gastropoda; Lymnaeidae
Source: the annotation of a GenBank genome assembly
GGGGGCUGCUUUUUUCAGGGGGUGGGGAAGGGAGGUUAGACACGAAGAAAACAAAGCUGGUCGUGGCUUGUGGUUGGUUUAAAAAAAUGAAUAAAUUGAGACCCGGCAUGGCGCGGAAGUAGUACAACGAUGCGUGGUAACGGCGAGAGAUCGAAAGAGACAACACAUCGGAACGUGUUUUUGGCGUCAUCGGUUCGUGAGUACAUCUCAGUAGCUUUGUGAGGGGGGGGGGAGACACUUAUGUAUUCAAUUAUACCAUGUGAUUUUGGAUGUUUCCUUUACAGAGCUUUCAAAUCGUGAUCAAGUUGAACUGUAAAAAAAAAAAAUUAUUUGAUUAAUCUGAAGGUUUAACUUUUCAUUCAAGCUCCCAAAGAGAAUGAGGAACUGGGUCGAAAAACAUCAAGAUUUUGUUGAAUGUAUUAAUCACAAAACAAAAUUUGUUUCAUAAUUAGGGCCGACAUAUUAAUUGACUAUUUUAAAUAUAUUUUGCCCCAAAAAGAUGAAAUAAUUUAAGUUAGGGCCUAUUAUAAAAAUUAAAGGAACAUAUAUUAAUUUUAAAUUCCUUGAAGAGCAUUGUCUGGAAUUUCAUUGAUUUGAAUUUCAUUGACUUGAAUAUAAUGACUUAAAUAACAAUGACUGCAUAAGCACUAUCUGAAAUAGCACAGGAUUGAAUAUCAUUGUCUGAAAUAGCAUUGAAUUGAAUAGCUUUGACUUGAAUAGAAUUGACUCGAAUAGCAUUGAACAGAAUAGCAUUGAUUUGAAUUGAAUUAACUCGAAUAGCAUUGAAUAGAAUAGCAUUGACUGUUGGAGCAGUGACCUCAAUAGCAUUGACUGUAAGAGCAUGGCAUUGAAUAGCAAUGACUGGAAUAGCGUUGACAGGAAUAUCAUUUGCGUGAAUACAAUAGACCUGCAUUGCUGAGACUUGCAUUUUAACCUUUUUAAUAACUUAUAAGUUACUAGAUGUUCAAAUUUCAUGUAUCUAAUUCUUCUCUCAAUCAUGGCCGUCAGAAAGUGAAUAUUCAACGUCUUGCCUUGGAACCUAACGGUUAUAGUUUGACAGCUGCUUGAAGUCUAGGUGAACCUAUCUUUCAUGUUUGACAGCUGUUUGAUGGGUAUGGGAGCCUAAUUGUCAUAGUUUAGCAGCCCCAACCAGAUCUAAGGCUUGAGUCGAUGUUUUCCUACAUAGCAGCAAGGUUAUGGAGAAAAGUGAUCUUUUCUUCCCCAGAUUGACUAAUAAAAAGGCAACGAAGCAAGAAAGCAAGCAAGUAAAGACGCAGGACAGCUCGGAAUCAAGAUAGUGAUAGUGAAGGGGAUAACCACGAAGCCAAGAGAGGACGCAAACAAGGACACAAGUAAAGUAGGAAAGAUAGAAAGAAAGAUAGAUGGGCAAGUCAGUAGGUAAGCAUUAGCGUAACACUGUUAUUCUAUUGUAUGUUAAAACUCUUGACAAUUCGGAAUUGAUGUAGCCAGUUGUCAUUGAGACACACACAGAUACUUCUGUUUUAGAUCAGUUUGGCAUUGAUGUAACCAGUUGUUACUAGGAUACGCAAAUCCAUUGCCAUUUUCCAUCGUUUAUUUACGAAACAAAACUCGGGGUAAACUAGUGGUAUAUUUAAAAGAUACUGUUCUCGUUUAGAGGCAAAUGAAAAAGAAUAGAAAAUGAAACUUGAAAUAGGACUGAUUAACGUACCCUUUUACUCUGCAUGUGGAUUCUGAAGAGAAAAACCCCCACCAAGUUUAAACAUAUGCUUAUUCUUUAAAAAAAUAAAUUGUCAAUGAUAUUCCUUUUUAUAGAAUUUAUAUAUAUAUAUAUAUAUAUAUAUAUAUAUAUAUAUAUAUAUAUAUAUAUAUAUAUAUAUAUGUGUAUAUAUAUAUAUAUAUAUGUGUGUGUGUGUGUAUGUGUAUUUAUAUAUAUAUAUAUAUAUAUAUAUAUAUAUUAAAAUGUCUUUCAGGAUUCCUCUUGAGCUUGGCGUUUUAUGCAGGUACGUACGAACAAUUAACGCGCUUAAAAAAAAGUCUCGCGACUUUAAUUACUUUAUUGACACAUUUUCAUAGACCUUAUGCAAUUCAAAUAGUUUCAUGGUAAAAGGCCGUACGGCACAUGUACAUGUGAUUGCUGGAUCUGGAUGAAUCUAUCAAUACUAUCAAUAGAUUUAUUUUAUCUAUACAUCUUACAGGUGUUGCAGCUGCUAAGGGCGCUAAUGGUGCGAACGAAACCUCAACUGCAACAUCCUCAACAGCUGAUCAAAGUGCGUCCAAUGAAACUGAUCAGCUUUUGUCAGAUUCAUCAGAAUCAAUACAAGAUUAUGAAGCUGUGUCAAACGCAUCAGCAUCAGUCUCAGCAACGUCGACCCCAAUAGAAAAAACUCAUUUGGCUACAACAGACUCCAGCGGUAAGUAAAGAGAGUAUCUAUGAAAGUAUACACUUCGUUUUCAGCACUACUAAAUGUCUGACUGGUUAUCGUCAUGAUGUUUUAGGAGGCGACACUGUCAACGACGGGUGGUAACAUUAACGUUUCACUUGUGUGGACAAUGCGUCGUAAACCUUUUUUUUAAAUAGCACAAAUUCUUUGCUCUCAUGUUAACAAAAUUGACUUGAUUGUUUUAUAAUGUUGUGUUCUGCCUUCAAAGUAGCUGAAGGACUCUGACAGGCAACUGGAAAAUAUGUUUUAUGUUUUUGUAUAUUAUCUUUCGUCCUUCACGUAGAUGGCCAAGGCAAUAUUCGAAUUGAGCUAUGACCAUGACAUCAGAAGAAGCUUUGAUUUGAUUUGUAGCCUUGACUUGAGUUGUAGCCAUGUCUUGAAUAUAGGCCUUGCCUUGAGGUGCAGGCCUUGACGUGUGUAGGAGCCUUGACUUGAGUUUAGCCUUACUUGAGAAAUAGCCUUGACUUGAGUAGUAGCCUUAACUUGAGUGGUAGUCUUGACUUGAGUAGUUGUCUUGACUUGAGUAGUAGCCUUCAUUUUAGUGGUAGUCUUAACUUGAAUGGUAGUCUUGACCUGAGUAGUAGCCUUCAUUUGAGUAGUAGCCAUGACUUGAGUGGUAGUCUUGACUUGAGUAGUUGUCUUGACCUGAGUAGUAGCCUUGACUUGAGUGGUAGUCGUGACUUGAGUAGUAGCCUUGACUUGAGUAGUAGCCUUGACUUGAGUAGUAGCCUUGACUUGAGUAGUAGCCUUGACUUGAGUUGCAGCCUUGACUUGACUAUUAGCCUUUACUUGAGUAGUAGCCUUGACUUGACGAGUAGCCUUUGCUUGAUUAGUAGCAUUGACUUGAGUUGUAGCCUUGACUGCAGGAGUAGCCUGGACUUGAGUAGUAGCCUGGACUUGAUGAGUAGCCUGUACUUGAGUAGUAACCUUAACAAGAGUGAAACACAAAAGACAAAUUGCUGGUCAUCUACUGCAUCCUGGUCUAUUUCUUGUCGUCUUGACUAAGUCUUGCCCCUGGAUCAAACUGGCAGGGACGAGAGUUGAGGCAUAUCUGUAUAUGAUAAAAUUAUUCAACAUUAUUCUGUGCUCCCAAUUUUAUGUGUGCCAGCCUCUGUUGUAUUUCCAUUUAUACGCGGCACUGUAUUAACAACGUAGAGAAAAAAAAACUCUGGUCUGCACUACGUUCAUUGUACAGCCGCUUCCGUUUUCUAAAGUUUGGCAGAUCUGCAAAUAUGUUUGGCAUCAGAUGUGCACAAUGCACUUUGAGCCACGAUCAGAAGCUCAUUAUAGGAUUAAUUAGCAUAUAUCUUUUCCCCAUUGCAGAAAAUGAGACCACCGUCCUAGGCAAUGUGACCACCGUCCCAAACGGAGAAGAUGGAUCAAAUGCAACCACAUCAGCUACACUGGAGCAGACAACAAGUAAGUCAUGGAUCUUGGAUGUAAUCUAAAGUACCUAACAGAGGGCUAGCAAUGGCUGUUGUCUUAAGGCUUUACAUAUUAAAAAGUAUGUAACAUCUCUGGUAUCAUCUCUGGUGUCAUCUCUGGGUUAAUGUUUAGUUUCAACACCUAUGGUCUCACCUAUCGUCAUAUCUCUGGUUUCAACUCUGGUAAUGGCUCUGAACUCAUAUUUGGUCUCACGUCUGGUCUCAACGCUGGGCUCAACUCUGGUCUCAUCUCGGUUCUAAUUUCUAGUUUCAACUUGGAUCUCAUCUCUGUUCUCACCUUUGGACAUGUCUCUGGUUUCAACUCUAGUUUCAAAUUUGGUCUCAUCUCUGGUCUCAUAUUUUGUCACCUAUGUGGUCGCAUGUCAGGUCUCAAGUCUUGUUUCAUCUCUGAUAUCAACUCUAGUUUCAACUCUAGUCUCAUCUCUGGUCUCUUAUCUAGUCAAAUAUCUGCUAUCAUGUCAGGUCUCACGUCUGGUUUCAACACUUGUCUCAACUCUAGUCUCAUCUCGUUUAUAAUUUCUAGUUUCAACUCAGAUCUCAUUUCGGGUCUCACCACUGGUCAUUUCUCUAGUCUCAUAUAUGGUCCCAUGUUUGAUCUCAUCUCUGGUAUCAACUCUAGUUUCAAUUCCAGUCUCAUCUUUGGUCUCAUAUCUAGUCCCAUAAGUGCUCGCAUCGUCUCUCGUCUGGUCUCAUCACUGGUCUCAACUCUAUUUUCAACUCUGGUCUCAUCCCUGGUCUCAAAACUAGUUUUAACGCUUGUCUCAUAAAUAUCUUGUCUCAUCUCUGAUCUCCAGUCAGGUAUUUGACUAACUCCGCAAAGAGACGACUUCAGCGGUAGCCUUUCGUCAGAUGAAAACACUCGAAAGCCCCAUAACUUAACUUUAUUUCUUUCUCCAUAAUAUGUACAUACCUUCGGAAUGGGAUUAGAAAAAAUCUUUCGCUUCUCUAUGUUCGACUCAAGCUAAAAAGUUUUUAAAACUCCAAUACUUCAUUUACUGUAUUAUUAACUGCUAGUUUAAAGUUUGAUUUCUCUAUAAAUGCCGUAGUCCACUUUCGCACAAAUGUAUUGAUGUUCAUUGUUUAUUUUCAAACGACAUUGGCGGAGAACCAGAUCAUACAUUUUUUAUUUUUUUUUGUUGCACAAUCUACUUUUAAAAGAGAACCACUUGAGUGAAGCUGCAGACACGGCUGUUGUACAAUGUACAUUUAAAGCUGAGCCACUUCAGCCAAGUUGCUGGCACGGCUGUUGACGAGGGAGAGAUCUUCACACAUAAAACGAGCAGACGAUAAAGACCUACCCUGUGACCUCCCAAAACUACCCUCUGAACUCCAAACACUCACUCUUCAAACUCUCUAUGCGACAAUCAUUUUACGACUCUCCCCCUCUUCGACCCUCUAUGAGAAUUGUAGUCAUGUAGGUUACAGUCAACUCUUGUUGAUUCCAGGGACGUUACGAUAACUCUUUACUUUAUGUUAUCUGUUAUUUGUGUUUAUGUGUGUGCGCCAAUCUCUGUUGUCUUUUCAUUUAUUUAUUUACGGCACUGCAAACUCUAGACUGCACUUCGUGCCUCAUACGUUGCUUCGCAGUCCUAAUCUUUAGAUGCUAUAUUGGUCGAUUUGGCAUCAGAUUCUCUAAGCGGCAGCCAGCAGCUUACAAUAGACGUUAUCAACAUGUAUAUUUACUCUUUCCCAGACAAUGGUACCACCGCCCAAGACGACGAAUCGGGAUCGAAUACAAUCACAGCUUCUACUGCACUGGAACAGACAACAAGUAAGUUAUGGUUCUUGAAUGUCAUUUGGAGUCACUAUAGGAUUGUUUGCUGGGGCCUUGUUGUAAUACAAUGUUGUAGUACGAUGUUGUAGUAUUAUGUUGCAGUACAAUGUUGUAGUACCAUGUUGUAGUACCAUGUUGCAGUACAAUGCUGUAGAAGCAAAUCGUAGCACCAUGUUGUUGUACCAUGUUGUAGUCCCAUGUUGUUGUACCAUGUUGUAGUUCAAUUUGUAAUACCCUGUUGUAGUACCAUGUGGUAGUUCCAUGUUGUAGCACCAUGCUGUAGUACCAAAUCGUAGUACCAUGUUGUUGUACCAUGUUGUAGUACCAUGUUGUAGGAUCAUGUUGUAGUACCAUGUUGUAGUACCAUGUUGUAGUACCAUGUUGUAGGAUCAUGUUGUAGUACCAUAUUGUAGUACCAUGUUGUAGUACCAAAGCGUAGUACCAUGUUGUAAGACUCCCCCAGAUCCCAACGUACAAUUCACUGGACGCCGUCCUAACUUUUGAUGAGAUACAGACAGCGAUCCGCCAAAUGUCCAAUGGCAAAGUACCUGGCCCGACAUGAUUCCUGCCGAAAUCUACAAGGAGGGUGGACAAGCGCUGACGGAUAAGCUAUUGCGCUUAUUCUAAAUCAUCUCGCAGACGGAAACUGUACCAAAAGACCUCAAGGAUGCCUCAAUUAUCCACCUGUACAAACACAAAGCAAACCGCCAGGCAUGCGACAAUCACCGCGGAAUUUAACUACUGUCCAUUGCAGGCAAGGUCUUUGCCCGAGCACUUCUGAACCGCAUGCAUGCACAUCUGGAGCUAGGUCCCCUACCCGAAAGUCAAUGCGGUUUCCGCAAAAAGCGCGGAAACAUCGAUAUGGUGUUUGCUGCUAGACAGCUUCAAGAGAAAUGCCAGGAACAAAAUUCAGACGUAUAUUCUACAUUUAUCGACUUGAAUAAGACCUUUGACAAUGUCAAUAGAGGUUGCUUGUGGGAAAUCAUGAAGAAAUACGGAUGCCUAGACAAGUUAACCAAAAUCAUCCGUCAGCUGCAUGAUGGUAUGAUGUCCCGAGUGCAGGACAACAGUCAAUCAUCUCAAGCAUUCCCCGUCACAAACGGUGUAAAGCAGGGUUGUGUUCUUCAGGAGAGGUAUCAGACGAGAAACAAAGCUCAAGGUCUAUAGCGCAGCAAUCCUCCCGACACUGCUCUAUGGAUGUGAUACGUGGACAGUCUAUCAGCGUCACGCCAAGAAACUGAAUCAUUUUCACACUACCUGCCUCAGGAAACUCCUUGACAUCAGGUGGCAAGACAAAGUCCCCGACACCAAGGUCCUCGCUAGAGCGAACCUACCUAGUAUCUUCACAACUUUGAUGCAGUCUCAGCUCCUUUGGAUGGGACACGUAGCCCGUAUGGAAGACCACCGGCUCCUGAAACAAUUAUUCUUCGGAGAACUAACGAUAGACAAGCGCUCCAAAAGAGGCCAAAAAAAGCGUUACAAAGACUCACUGAAAGUGGCACUAAAGGCCUUCAACAUAAACACUACUCAAUGGGUGCAGACAGCCAAGGACAGAGCCAGGUCGAGACCUGCUGUCAAGAAGGGGGCUAAAUCCCAUGAAGCUAAUAGAAUAACCACAGCUGAAACAUGCAGGCUUGUCCGAAAGAGCAACAUUAGGUCACCGUCUGAAGCAAAUAUUCCAUGCCCACAGUGUCAUAGAUUAUUCUGAGCAAGGAUCGGUCUAGCAAGUCACCUACGAAUUCACAGUAAUCCAAACCUUCCCCAUUACGGAUGAUUCGAUGGUCCUAGUCGACUUCGACGGACGAACAACAACUACAACCAUGUUGUUGUACCAUGUUGUAGUACCAUGUUGUUGUACCAUGUUGUAGUUCAAUGUUGUAUUACCAUGUUGUAGUACCAUGUCGUAGUACCAUGUUAUGGCACUAGGCCUUAAAUAUGCAGUGGACCAUUUUCAUGUUUUAUCAUUUAUUUCUUAAUUUAUUUGGAAAUCAUUUAACUUCGUUUUUUGGUCACAACUCGGGUUUCUGAUCGGGUGAAUAGCUCCAACUCCGCAAGGUUACGUCUUCAACGGGAGAACGUUUGGCAAUUGAAUAUGUAGAGACACUUACUACAUAACUUAAUUUCUUUGUCCAUAAAUAUGGCAUGGAGAACAGACGAUGACGUAGUUAGGUACACAUCAACGAAUGGUGCACUUAGUCAAUUCUGGAAUGGCAAUCUUGGCUGCAUUUCCCGCAAGAGAAUAGUGACUCCAGGUUAGAUUUGGGCUUCCGUUUUAUUCUUUUUGUUUCAAGGGCCUCAUUUCGCGCAUCUUCUGCCUUUUUGACUCCUUCACACACUGCUAUUCGCCAGCUGGAACUUUGUUCACCAAUGAUCUACCAUUCCUUCGAUUUCAAUGUUGGUUUCUCUUUUGCAAACGUCCAUAAAACUCAGGCAUGGCCGUCCAAUAAGUCUUGCCCCUUCUGCGGACUCUCCAUACAGCAGCUCCAUGGGAAUACAGCCUUCUUCCAUUCUCCUCACAAUGUCUAACCAGCGAAGGUGCCACUUCUGUAUAGUUCUACUCUGACGUGAAGUAUUUACACAACGAUAUAAAAUACUUAAUUCAUAGUAUUACCUACUGCUAGCUUUGAUUCAUUCGUCGAUGCUGUAAUCCACAUUUUUGCUAAUGUAUUCAUAUUGAGUGUUUAUUUUCCAACAGACCAAGGAACCGUGCUGUGUGUCUACGGUCCAGUUAUUCUGGUGACCGCCGUCCGGAAGCUUCUCUGAGCGACUUGAGCAGCCAGCGGAUCUGAAAGGGUGUCACUUUGAACAAGCAGAGAUUGUGUGCGACGUUCAGGAGAUCUGUAGCGAGGAAAGCUCCCUGCCAACAGAUUUAUGAUUGACGUGACCUGUCUGGGCAGAUAUGCUGGGGAUUUUUUUAUUUUCAUUUAUAGAAUUUCCGUAAUGAAUAUAACAAGCGACCUUAACGUAACAUUUUUUAGGGGAACGGGGGGGGGGGACGUUACAUGUGUUGUAAGGACACUUUAAAUGCUUUUUGGAAAAAAUUGUUUCAUAAUGUUUGGUUUUUCGAUUAAAUCCCGUGUAUGCAUUGCUGAUGGUUGAACAUUUUGAAAAUUUAUUAUCGUUUUAGGAAUGAUACUCAAACCAAUUUCAUUGCUGUAAUCUUUAGGUUAUUUGAAAUGUGCCUUACAAAUGCAAAUAAUUUGGAUGAAUAACAUAAAUUAUGUAAGCCGAUUAGAUUCAACUUUUGCAUUAAUCUGAGGUUAGCCACACCAGAGUUUUCUCGUCCCCGUCCGCCACACUUGCCCCACCUUCAUGUCAGCCUGGACAGUCUAUUGACCACACAGUUAAUGCUUGUUGCUGAGAUGACAAAAAUAUUGAAAAUAAGUCAAAGACAACGAAAUUACGCUUAGUUACGACUUUCAGAUUCCGUCUGUUUCGACUGUGUAGAUGCAGCAUAUUUAAAACUUAUAUUUAUUGAGCACACUUUUGCAUUCAUGCUGCCAUAUUUUGUUGAUAAAGCAUAUAAUUAUACGUUUUAAAACUUUGGUUGUAAAAUCCUCUGUAGCUAACAACUUGAAAAAUGUGUUAUUCCAUAUAGUUACCAACAUGAACAAUUUGUUAUCCUUUGUAGUUAAAACUUGUUCAAGUUGUCAUGACUCCUAAAUGGUAAACUUUUCUAUUUAAAAUGUAAACAAUUUUUACAAGUAUAUUUCCUUAGCCGCUUCUGUGUGUGUGUCUUCUUACUAGCUACCCCAUUAUUUGUACCUAUACUUACAUUCGCAAAAAAAUGGUUGUGAUGGAAACUAAGGGAGUGUGACACGAUUUGCUUAUUUUGGUGCCUACCAACAACAUUUGAUGAUUAUUGGUUAUAACUUACGUCACCACUUAACGGUGACUCGCGGCUAUUAACAUCACCCCUUAAUGGUGAAUAUCGGUACUUUCAAACACCACGACUCGAAGCCGGGAGUCGAAGCAUUUGGUUUGAAGCGGAAAAAAGACAACUCCGGAACAGUGAACUCUGUGGUUUUGAAAACAAAAUUUGACUCUCUACUUCGAUCUCUCCCCUCUUUGAGUCCUUGUAAUUUGGGCCAAAACAGUGGAGGGUGAGUGGGUGGAAUGAAACAUGUCACCAGAUCCACAGUCGUAUCUCCUCCCUUACAUGAAACUGUAUGCGGUAACCCACAUUGCCAAAGUAUUUUAUAAGUAUUAGAAGCUUAAUUCUCAAUAAUUAUUUUAUCAUUGAUAAAAUGUGACAUUUCAUUUUUUUUAAAAUUAUAUUUUCUUAUUACAUGAUUGCAUUUCCUAUCAUGUGUGAUUUAAGUCAACGAUAAGGUGGCAGUUAUUCGCCCUUGAAUAACAAAAGUGAUCUGUGAUAAAAGGGAAAUUGUAUUUGAAAAUUUUUUUAAAUAACUGUUAUAUAAUUUUUUCUUUUACUUUACAAAAAGAGCAAAUGUACCUAAAAGUAUUUGUUUCUGUAAGAAGUGGCUUCUGGGUGGAAUAUUUCAGAGAAAAUAAAAUAAUGCUUACAC